CUUUUUUGGCUGCGCUAGUGAGCAGGUAGGUCGUGCUUGCGGCCCUGCGACAUGGGCAGUAUCCGCCGCCAUCCUCCUCCCUGAGGCGCGCUGAGACGCGGGCCGGCCCUCCUGAGAGGAUACCGGUGCGGGCGCCCGCGGAGAGGGACCCGUCGCCAUGGGCCGUGUGAUCCGUGGACAGAGGAAGGGGGCCGGGUCUGUGUUCCGCGCGCACGUGAAGCACCGUAAGGGCGCUGCGCGCCUGCGCGCCGUGGAUUUCGCUGAGCGGCACGGCUACAUCAAGGGCAUCGUCAAGGACAUCAUCCACGACCCGGGCCGCGGCGCGCCCCUCGCCAAGGUGGUCUUCCGGGAUCCGUACCGGUUUAAGAAGCGGACGGAGCUCUUCAUUGCCGCCGAGGGCAUUCACACGGGCCAGUUUGUGUAUUGCGGCAAGAAGGCCCAGCUCAACAUUGGCAAUGUGCUCCCUGUGGGCACCAUGCCUGAGGGUACGAUCGUGUGCUGCCUGGAGGAGAAGCCUGGAGACCGUGGCAAGCUGGCCCGGGCAUCAGGGAACUAUGCCACCGUUAUCUCCCACAACCCUGAGACCAAGAAGACCCGUGUGAAGCUGCCCUCCGGCUCCAAGAAGGUUAUCUCCUCAGCCAACAGAGCUGUGGUUGGUGUGGUGGCUGGAGGUGGCCGAAUUGACAAACCCAUCUUGAAGGCUGGCCGGGCCUACCACAAAUAUAAGGCAAAGAGGAACUGCUGGCCACGAGUACGGGGUGUGGCCAUGAAUCCUGUGGAGCAUCCUUUUGGAGGUGGCAACCACCAGCACAUCGGCAAGCCCUCUACCAUCCGCAGAGAUGCCCCUGCUGGCCGCAAAGUGGGUCUCAUUGCUGCCCGUCGGACUGGACGUCUCCGGGGAACCAAGACUGUGCAGGAGAAAGAGAACUAGUGCCGAGGGUCUCAAUAAAGUUUGCCUUUAUGCCACC
Nomascus leucogenys (northern white-cheeked gibbon) is the source of this 968-nucleotide messenger RNA. NCBI's taxonomy places the organism in Eukaryota, Metazoa, Chordata, Mammalia, Primates, Hylobatidae. The record is from RefSeq and is a predicted model, not a curated record.